Molecule: messenger RNA, 1659 nt
Organism: Triticum turgidum subsp. durum (durum wheat)
Lineage: Eukaryota; Viridiplantae; Streptophyta; Magnoliopsida; Poales; Poaceae
Source: the annotation of a GenBank genome assembly
AUGGCCGGAGCCGGGGAAGACGAAGCAGCUCCUCCUCCCCAUCCCCCUUCUCUAGAUCGACAGCAGCCCAUGGAAGAGGCGGCGGCGGCGGCCAAGAGGAGAAGGUCGGAGCACUACCACGGCGUCGCCGACGGGCCGUCCUUCCGCAUGGAGGACCUUCCGGCGGAGGUUCAGCCGGUUAUAAUCUCACUGCUGCCACUGAAAGAGGCCGUGAGGACAAGCAUUGUUUCAAGAAGUUGGAGAAUGCUCUGGAGAUUCCACUGCGAUCUAUGUUUCAAUGAACGCGGUGAUGUGGAUUCUAACACCGAUGACAAUUCCGCUGAUCAGGUUAAUGGCACUGGCACCAAUGACCAAUCCACUAAUCAGUGUGGUACCAAAAUAACACGAGCAAAGUUCAUUGAGACUGUAAAUUCAGUUAUUCAACAGCAUAGUGGGGUAGGAAUCAAUAAGUUCAGCAUCAAGUGUGGCCUGCUCAUCGAGGACUCUGAACAUCUUGACAGGUGGAUUGAGUUUGCCGCUUCAUCAAAGGCAAAAACAAUGGAUUUUGAUUUGAAGAUAUUUGAUUACCCAGUUGAAGAAGUUCCCCAUUUUCCUCUUGAGGCCUUAGAUGCUCAAGGUAGCUCACUUGUGCAGUCCUUGUCUCUCGCCAGUGUUUCUAUAAAGCCAAGCUCAGGAAUAUGCCGCUUUACAAUACUCAGAAGGCUUGUUUUGAAAUCUGUUCAGAUAUUUGGAGAUUUUCCAGGCUUGCUUGCAAAUUGUUCAAGACUUGAGGACUUAGAGAUCAUCAGGUGUUCUGGUGUGGAUGACUUCAUCGUACCAAACAGACUCGAUAAACUUCAAAAUUUGCUGAUUGCUGGAACGGAUGUCCAGAUGGUUGUUAUUCAUGCAGCUGAUCUUGCUCAUUUUGAGUAUGAAGGACGACUGAUCCCUAUAGUGCUUCAUGGUUGCUCAAAAUUAGAGAAGGCAACAAUUGCGUUUGAUACCACUAAUCCUUAUGCACUGGCCCAUGCAUUCAAUAUAAUUACAAGCAUUUCCCCAGUGAAGAUAUUAAUUGUGCGAGCUAUUAUAUCAACAUAUGCACAGUCCCUGGAGCUGCCAUUAAGACCACAGGGCAUGUUUAUGCAUCUGAGGCAUAUGACUUGUCAAAUUGUCGUCUAUUGUAGAGAAUUAAAUGAAGAUAAUGGACUUCUUCAACUGGCCCAUUGGUUGGACGCUGCACCCCGACUGGAGACGUUGCACUUGCAUAUGCACUAUCUGAGUCCCGGUGCUUUCUUCAGUGCCGAGGUGGCGGGGGCGGAAGGUCCCUGUAUGUGUCGCCAUGAUCAUCUUAAGACGGUCUUCAUGGGUGGGUUUCAGUGUUACAAGUCUCAGAUUGAGCUGGCGUGCUCUAUCUUGGGAAAUGCUUUUGUACUUGAGCAGCUGACAAUCGAACCAAGGCUCACAGAAGCAAUAUGGGGUGAUAAGUCUUACCAGUGGAAUAUAGGCCUUGAAAGAAUUUUACCAAGGGUCUGUGAAUGGGCACAGCGAACCUCGAAGCGCUUUGGUAAGGUGAUCACCGUCUUAGAUGCCCCCCUUCACAGUUGGCAUCGCGACGAAUCUGCCGUUUGUUUGGGUGAAUGCCAACCGAGCCCGGUUCCAUCCUCCAGCAAAUUUUGCUGA